CAAUUCUUCUAACUGUAUAUUUUGUAUGUGCGUAAUUAAAGCUUUAUCUACCUAUACUUUGCAUAAUAUUUUUUAUUCACCUUUAUUAAAAUUAGCGAGUUAUAUGAAUUUUUAGAAUGAAGGCUGAAUUCUACUUAUAAAAGACACACCUUAAAUAUCUAUUUAAUUCUUGGUAGACAUUCUUAAUCGUACUUUGAAAGCAUUUUCACCUUAGAUUUACAUCAUGAAUACCCUUCUGCUGAUUGCUGUUAUCCUCAGUCUUAUAUGUUUGUCAUCAGGUUUCCCUUUAGGAAAUACUGCGCUCGUGGGCCCUGGUGAACCAGGAACAUUACUUAAAGGUCCAAGAUCGAAAGCUACCGUUAAAGGCGCGGACGGAACGUUUAUUAUCGGUGGAGGAGAUACGGGGGCUGUCGCUUCGGGUCCGAAAGCGGGUGGAGUUGUUGGUGCCGCCGAAGAGUCUGCAGGCCUCAUUGCUCUUGAAUCCCCUGCUCCAGUAUUGGUACAUGAGAGUCCAAUAGUGUCAGACAAUUACCAUGGUUACGGACAAAGUUACAACUUUUAAGAUAUAUAUUUUUAUAGAUAAGAUAUAGAUAUUUAUAUAGAUAACUCGGCGUAAAUUGUGGUUUCAUCAAUUUAUAUAUCUAUUUCAUUAUCGGUAGUUUAAGAGGUAUUUUAAGAGGAUUUAUUCUUCUAACUGUAACUUGUCAUAAAAGUAAUUAUUUGCGUAAUUUAGAAUGUGAUGCAUAUACUGACUUGGUAAAAAUUAUAUAUUUUUUCCCUUGGAUUAUUAUUAUUAUUAUUAAAGGAGGUAUCAGAUACUAAUAUAGUGGCCCUAAGUAGUAUGGUGAGAAUUGAUGAGCCUCAUAUUAUCGCAUGCCUCGAAAUUUCACACUAACCUGUACCUUUCGCCAUUUUCUUAUUAAACACGCACAUUUCAAAAGAA
Messenger RNA from Cylas formicarius (sweet potato weevil), 943 nucleotides. RefSeq lists its product as uncharacterized. Bases 224 to 562 code for a protein of 112 amino acids. The transcript is spliced from 3 exons. The record is from RefSeq and is a predicted model, not a curated record. Lineage: Eukaryota; Metazoa; Arthropoda; Insecta; Coleoptera; Brentidae.